CUAAACUGUAGCCAAACAUGUAAAACUAACCUGGCACGCUUCAAUAAUUCAUUUGAAUAAAUUAUUAAAAAUAUGUGCUGUCAAUCAGCAGGAAAGAAAAAAACCAAACUAACCAGGCAGCAGCUGAUCUGAAGCUCAACCAAUCAGAGAAGAGAUCCCGCCCCCUCUCUGCAGCGUCUCGACCAAUCAGAGCAGCGCAUCCCUCCAUUUCCUGUUGUGGUGUCGAGGAGUUGGACGCGCAGCAUUCCUCUGGUCCACAAUGUGAAUUAUUAUAGCAGCACAGGAAUGUGUCUGCACGACUUUACUCUGCUUCUGCACAGCUGUUGCUCAUGACCAGAGCUUCACAGCAUGGGCCUUCGAGAUGGCAGGUAUCCUCUGUUGCACCUGAUGUCAUGUUGUUGAUAUUCCCUUGACAACCGCGGAUCGGAUACCUAUAAUCAGGGGCCAUCAUGCCCAUCACGCUGCUGUGGGCCGUGGACGUGUACGGCAGGGUGUACGGCCUCUCCACGGCCGGCCAGCGCUGGGAGCGAGCAGACGACAUGCUGCUGGAGCUGAAGCGUGUCACCGCGGGGAAGGGCCGCUGCUGGGGCGUCGGCUGCGACCACCACAUUUACCUCAACAUGAUGCCCAGCGAGACCCCCAUCCGCUACCGGGAGGAGACCUAUGAGAACCAGAGGUGGAACCCAGUGGACAGCUUCACCGACACACUGCUGCCCACCGACCGCUGGCCGUGGAGCGACGUGACCGGGAUGAAUCCUCAGCCGCUCCACAGCUUUGAGCUUCCCUCCCGCAGCUGGGAGUGGGAGGGAGACUGGUAUGUGGAUCAGAGCUGUGGAGGAGAACCCAGCCAGACCGGGGGCUGGGAGUACGCAGUCGACUUCCCGGCCAACUUCUCCCCGGACAAGAAGUGGAACUCUUGUGUUCGUCGCAGGCGGUGGAUCCGCUACAGGAGAUACACAGCGCAAGGCACCUGGGCGAAGAUUCCUCUGGACAAUCCCAGGAAGCCCCCGCUGCCGCUCUGUGACAUAAGCUGUGGUGGUUGGGAGAUGAGUGACCAGUCUGGACGGUAUCCCUACCUCUGGGGCGUGUCCCAACAAGGAGAGGUUUGGUUCAGGGAGGGCAUCCACCCUCGGGUCCCAGAGGGCUCCAGCUGGGAGGAAGUAGAAGUGCCCAAGGAGGUGGCUCAGUUAUCGGCGGGCCCCGGAGACCUGCUGUGGGCUCUACUGUGGGACGGGAACCUGCUGGUCCGUACCGGCCUCAGCCUGGACAGCCCGACUGGCACGUCGUGGGUGGAGGUGGAGUCGCCAGCAAAGGAGGUCGAAGCGCUUCACGUGGCCGUUGGCGUUAGCGUGGUCUGGGUGGUCACUAAAGACUAUAAGGUUUGGUUCAGGCGCGGCGUGAACUCCCACAAUCCCUGUGGCUCCGGCUGGAUCAGCGUUGGAGGGGAGAUGAUGGUGGUGGAUGUCGGACUCAAUGACCAGGUUUGGGCGGUGGGGGAGGACCGCGGCCUGUAUUUCAGAAUGGGGGUGGCGCUGUCUGAACCAAGCGGGAGCGGCUGGAUUCCUGUUUCUGCCCAGUCGGGCAACAGUAAAGAGGUCAUCCCUCCCAGAAGGAAGGAGUGUGAGUUUGGUGGUCAGCUGACCGAGGCCUCACAAGGCUCGGUUCUGAGCUGCACCGACUCGGACUCAGAUCUAGGUCCAACCGAUCCACAAAACUGCACCGAAGACGCCGCGGUCCUAGAGGCAGCAGCCCCCUCCGUGGUCCCGUUAGGGGGAGCCGACACACCUACACCUCCACCCCCCCUGAAACCGGAGGACACCCCCUCAGCCUCCCGACAGGACGCACCCAAACCGUUCAUCCCUGCCAGCGACAGCUUCAUCAACAGCCUGGUGUCAGACCGAGACAAAACCUCCACGCCUCAGCUGGCCGUCGCAGAGGUGCCGCAGGAAGAAGCGGAGGAGCCGUCCCCGGCACCGAUACUCCCGACCCCAGACGCCGCGGGACACGACGUCCCCUGGAUGAACGUGGACCUGGAGGGAGCAGAGGCAGCUCGGUGUGCGCAGGCGGCAAGGUCUUCGUUGGCGGACGGCGGCGGCGCCGCCACCUACGCCCUGGGGACCCCCGGUGUUGGAGAAGAGGACGCGCCAGUGUGGACCUGGAUCUCUGGUGGAGGCUGCGAUGUGGACGCCAGUUCACAGAUCAGCUGGCUUAGUCCUGCAGGUCCUCUCACCAGCUCCCUGUCACUGACGCCGGUCCAGUCGGCGUCCUGGAGCGAACAGCAGCAGCAGGAACACCGAGAGGAGAUCAGCAAGAAACCGCUGGAGAGAACCCACUCGGUGUGGAUGCGUAAAGGUGCGUUGCGUUGGUGGCGAGACUGGAAGCCUCAGCGCUGGGUGGACGUGAGCGUCGCUCUGGAGCAGUCCACCAAGUCCGACGGCAGGAAGGACAGCAUCUUCUUUGUCUACUACACGCAGUACGAUGAGAAGAAGUACCUUCAUGUGUUCAUUAACGAAGUGACGGCGCUGGUUCCGGUGCUCAGGGACUGCCACUAUGCCUUUGCCGUGUACACCGCCCACAGGACCAGACAGAGGUGGCCUCUGGUGCUGGCAGCUCAGACUGAGAAGGACAUGACCGACUGGUUGUCCAUGUUGUCCGACUGUUGCUGUGAGUGUCGAGGGAUCACAGGUCCCCCGUCCAAACAGGCCCUGUGGUCCACCACCUCAAAGGGGGACGUCAUGGUCCAUGAGCCGUCCUUCUCCCUGGAGGCCGCUGCAAACACGCUGGCUGGCGUCCUCAUGUUCUGGCGGCAGGUCCCGGGUCACCUGCGCUGCGUAGAGUCUAACAGUCUGGGGCUGGUGUGGGGCAUCGGGUGGGACGGCACCGCCUGGGUCUACAGCGGGCGCGAAGGGCAGCAGCCCACCGCGGGAGCUGAAGCUCAGACGCAGCAGCAGACGGACGUCAGGAGUGUUCAUGUGUACGAGAAUCAGAGGUGGAACCCGAUGACGGGAUACACAGACAAAGGACUUCCUACAGAUCGCCCCAUGUGGAGCGAUGAGAGCGGACUGAAGGAGUGCACUAAAGGAAACACUCACCCGCCCUCCCCUCAGUGGUCCUGGGUGUCAGAGUGGGCUGUGGACUACAACGUCCCUGGAGGGACAGACAAAGAAGGCUGGCAGUACGCCGCAGACUUCCCUGUGACGUUUCACGGCCACAAAACCAUGAAAGACUUUGUGAGGCGCAGAAGAUGGACGAGGAAGUGUAAGAUCACAUUAAGAGGUCCGUGGCAGCAGGUCCCGCCCAUCCGUCUGAGUGACAUCUCUGUGAUGCCGUGCCUGGCCCAGAGCAGGAUGGAGCAGGUCCCCGUCUGGGCCCUCAGUGACAAGGGGGACGUCCUGUGUCGUCUGGGAGUCUGCCCCGAAAACGCUGCGGGCAGCUCCUGGCUACACGUGGGCACCGACCAGCCCUUCAAGUCCAUCUCCAUCGGCGGAGCCAACCAGGUGUGGGCCAUCGCCAAGGACGGAGCCGUGUUCUACAGAGGCUCCGUCUCCCCACAGAACCCUGCAGGAGAAUGCUGGUACCACAUCCCGUCCCCCCUCAGGCAGACUCUCAGACAGCUGUCUGUCGGGAGGACCUCCGUCUUUGCUGUGGAUGAGAACAGUAACUUGUGGUACAGACAGGGCCUCACCCCCAGCUACCCUCAGGGCUCCGCCUGGGAGAUCAUCUCUAACAACGCCACCAAGGUGUCUGUGGGACCGCUGGACCAGGUGUGGACCGUAGCAGAUGGAGUCCCAGGAUUCCCUGCUGAGACUCCUGGAGCGGUCUGCCACCGGCUGGGGGUGGGCCCCAUGCAGCCCAAAGGCCAGUCCUGGGACUACGGUAUCGGGGGAGGAUGGGAGCACAUCAGUGUGAGGGGGAACUCAGCAGAGGCUCCUCGCGCCCCCCAUCCUCCUGCUGUCGGACCCCCACGCAGCCCGCUGCCUCCGACACAAGUGAACGGGAACGCCGUGGGCGUGUAGCACCAUCCCACCUCCUCCUCCUCUUCCUCCUCUUCCUCCUCUUCCUCCGCCCCAGCCCUGUUUGUGCCUGGAUCCACAUUCCCACAGGCCCUUAUAUCCCUUCAUGUAAAGGGAAUGCACAAUCACACCACUGAGUUUAUAACACUGUAUGUUUUGGGUCGGAUCUGAUCGAUGGAUGGAUGAAUGUUACUUCCUGGAAUCAUGUCGGCGUGCAGCGAAGACAAAACAGAAACAAGGGAGCACGAGAGCAUUUAAUGGAUCUCGUGGGAUGAAGAUGUAAAAGUGAGUGCAUGUGUUUGCUCUUACUCCAUGUAGGCUUUGGCUGUUGGGUGUUCUGGGAUCUAGCAAUAGCUUUUAUUCUUCUAUACAAUAACCUGUUAAAACCUAAGAGGGUGGGACUCUGAUCAAGGGCUAAGGCUUGGGUACUAAACACACAAUCCCACUGGAGCCUCGGUUUCUAGACUUUUGUUUGCCUGUCAUACAUUUGCAUGUGAUUUAAAUUAUUUAUUUAUUUAUUUAUGCAUUUGUUGAAUUUUGUUUCUCCAUAUGUUUUGGCCUAUUAUAUGUUUGCAAUGGAGUGUUUUUCGGGCUGAACGAGCCUUCCGAAUAUUGAAGGCUUUUUUCAAAAAGGACUGGUGGUAAAAUUUGAGAUCUUCACACUUCAGGAAAAAUAUAAUGCUCUUUAAUUACAGAGAAUAAAUAUGGGAAAUUGAGUCUGCAUUGAUACCUCUCUGUCCUCCUGCAAUAAGUUAACGCUCUUCCUGUCAGUAUUAUAUCCAUCUACAUACCUGCUAUGACCACGACUGUUGUAAUCCCACAGCAGCUCUGAAUGUCACCACGACUCGACAUUCAUCUUUACGAGGGGCAUUGAGAUGUGAAAUAAAAAAGUCUAAAGACA
Molecule: messenger RNA, 4914 nt
Organism: Sebastes umbrosus (honeycomb rockfish)
Lineage: Eukaryota; Metazoa; Chordata; Actinopteri; Perciformes; Sebastidae
Gene: tecpr1b
Product: tectonin beta-propeller repeat containing 1b
Exons: 26
Coding region: 450-4016 (1188 amino acids)
Cellular component (GO): membrane
Source: RefSeq, a predicted model, not a curated record